CAAAGCUUGGCAGCACUGAAUAGCCAAUCAAAGAAAAACGUAGCUCCAAGAACCAUGGAAUCUUCAACUUCAUGUUUCAGCCUCGUUUCAUUCGAAGAAAAAUUCCACCGGAGAACUUUCAAAUCUUCAAAUCUUUCACCUCAAACCAUAAAUAUCGAUUCGGAGACCACAAUUAAUGUUUGGGCACCGAAUAAAAGCUCUAAAGCUACCGUAUUCAAACCAUCAUUAGUCUUACUUCAUGGUUUUGCAUUCAACCCACUUUGGAAUUGGUGUAAUCAAGUUAAAUUUCUAUCAAAUCAUUUCUGUCUGUACAUUCCGGAGCUGAUUUUCACCGGAAAAUCCACAACUACUUCCUCCGAAAGAACCGAGAUAUUUCAAGCAGUUUCGAUUGGAAAAGUAAUGGAUCACCUGGGAGUUAAGACAUACUCAGUUGUAGGUUCAAGUUAUGGUGGCUUUGUUGCUUAUCAUAUGGCAAGAUUGUUCCCUGAGAAAAUUGAGAAAGUUGUUAUUGCGAAUUCUGCUAUAAAUAUGAGAUUGAAAGAUAAUGAAGAAUUAUUGAAGAAAAUAAAUUUCGAGAAAAUCGAAGAUUUAUUGUUGCCGGUUAAAGCUUCGCAGCUGCGCAUGUUGCUGAGUUUAACUUACUAUAAACCUCCAUUUUCACCUGAUUUUCUGUUAAAGGAUAUCAUCAAAACUACGAUGUCUGAUAGGGAGGAAAAUUUACAACUCCUGAAGGGAUUAACAAUUGGAAAAAGUAACACGGUCGAAAUCUCUAUCCUACAACAACAGGUUUUAAUAAUAUGGGGUGAGUACGAUGGAUUAUUUCCAGUGGAGAAAGCUUAUGAGCUCAAAGAGCUUCUUGGAGAAAAGGUAAGUUUGGAAGUCAUUAAGAAAACGUCACAUGAACCGAUGCUCGAAAACCCAAAGCUCUUCAAUGAUAUCAUUAUGAAAUUUGUAACUGAUCACUAGCUACUACUUUGGUUAAGUUAACCAAGUCAAAAUAUUGCUCGGUGUAUGAUUGAAGUCCCUCCCUUUGGCACAGCUGAAUAUCAAUUUUCCCUAUUCGUAAAUGCAAGUGUGUUCUUAGUCAAAAGUGAAAUAUUUGUGUAAUUGUGUUCAUGCUAUUUGUAAUUGUAAUUUUCGUCAUUUUAUUUUUUUAUUUUUUUUGUGAUCU
Molecule: messenger RNA, 1171 nt
Organism: Papaver somniferum (opium poppy)
Lineage: Eukaryota; Viridiplantae; Streptophyta; Magnoliopsida; Ranunculales; Papaveraceae
Product: pimeloyl-[acyl-carrier protein] methyl ester esterase-like
Exons: 3
Coding region: 55-966 (303 amino acids)
Source: RefSeq, a predicted model, not a curated record